Messenger RNA from Iphiclides podalirius (scarce swallowtail), 822 nucleotides. The record is from the annotation of a GenBank genome assembly. Lineage: Eukaryota; Metazoa; Arthropoda; Insecta; Lepidoptera; Papilionidae.
AUGUCGCACCAGAGCGAGAAAGAUGAAGAAAUGGCGGGGUGCUCGGGCCCAUCCCGAUGGUGCCAUUGUGCAUGCGACUCAGUUGAAAGCGCUCGUAGGCCGCGUUUAAAACCUUCACCCAAGAGUCCACCGUCCGAACGUAUUGCACACGCGGCUGACUGUACUUUGCAGGCGGCUAGCGGUGACGCGCGCGUUUUACACGCUCCCAUGAGAGAGGAACCAUAUCGUAUCGUCGGUGACAUUUCAGUGUUUCCGUGUGUCGCGCUGCGGCCGUUACAGGCUCUGCGUCGAACGCAGGCCCCCUUGGGCUUGUGCGAAUUGGCGGCGAUCGCGGGUCAACGGCCUCGGGGGGCGCUCGGCCCACUCUGCUCACUCUGCCCACUCUGCCCACUCUGCCCGCUCGGCCCACUCGCUGGACUCGUUGCGCCCGCCAGACCGCGCCGCUCCUGUUCGGCGCCCUAUCUAAACUCAAGUAAAGAAAGCUCGCUAAAUAAAAAAAUUAGAAGCAGGGAGUCGCUUCUGUUUGAUGCGGUACAAGCGUGCGCGGGAGCGGAAGCGGGCCGCUCGUCCGUCGGCACUUACUUUGCUGCCAUGCUAUUUUCCAUUGCCUGUUACAUUUUCAAGGAAGCGCACACAACAAAUUCUGACAUGGCAAGCCUUAACAUGCACGCAUAUUGUCCAGGCGCUCUCUGGGAGCGGCUUCAAGACGCAAUUGUAGUGGAAGAACUAACGAUCGCCGAACGGGCGCUGUCUCCUCGGGUAGCAUUAUUUUUAGUCUGUGGCGGCGCUGUCCGCGGCGCCUCGCCACUCGCUCGGCCGGAC